This is a messenger RNA of Adelges cooleyi (spruce gall adelgid), 2271 nucleotides long. Its product is annotated as dymeclin. The coding region runs from base 289 to 2154 and encodes 621 amino acids. Gene Ontology annotation, biological process: Golgi organization. The record is from RefSeq and is a predicted model, not a curated record. Gene Ontology annotation, cellular component: Golgi apparatus. The transcript is spliced from 12 exons. Lineage: Eukaryota; Metazoa; Arthropoda; Insecta; Hemiptera; Adelgidae.
GAUAACGCGGAUGACGGAUACCGCAAAUCGCAAUAAAACAAGUUACAGCAGAGAACAACAGCAAACAUAUUAUUUCAGUGAUCGUUUUCUAAUUUUUUUUUAUUACCAUAAUUAAUUUUAUUUUUUCCACGUAAUUCCUAUUAGUUAUUGUUUGUCGCCGGCUGCCAAUGACCGUCACCACCAGAGGGUCGUGGAUGUUCGGACGUCAUCAACAGCAGUAGGCAGAAAAUAACACCGAGUGACACUAGCAGUAGUAGCUAUCUUCUCCACUGCCAAGUGACUGUCACUAUGGGCGCCGGACCGAGUCACGGCGAACUGGCUGACAACGAUUGUCUGUUGCGGCUGGCAGGCGAACUGGAGAUUACAAUCGAUGAUCCGUUUUGGGACACAUUCCUAACGUUCUCGUUGAAUCCUCCGAUGUCCAGCCAAGAUGAUAAAGUGCUAACUGACCGUCUGAAAAGUAUUUGUGAUUCAUUAAUCGUGAACAACAGAAAUACAUCAAAUUUCAAGACACUCAUAAAACUUAUACUCCAAAAAUCAAAUUUCGAACAAUUGGAAGCUGAAGAUAAUAAUAUAUUGCGAUGUCAAAUAUUCAAUGGCUUGUUUAUUGCUCGGUACUUCUUAAAGUAUCUUGUCCAGAAUGCAAAAGAAAUUGAACUCAUCAAUCAAUUUGAACUACAAACAGAUGGAAUUGAAGUUGCGUUGGGUGACCGAAAAGAGUAUGCAGUUCCUGAUGAUAUUAAUGAAACAACAUCAUAUCAAUUUAUAUCACUGUUAGUUAAAAUUGUAACCGAAUUAAAAGUCAAUGAUUUAACUUAUUCAAUUCAUAUAGAAAGUUCAAACUGCAUAUUAAUAUUACUAUCUAUUCAAAUGUAUACUAUUCAACCUUCUAGCAGUCUUAUAGUUUACAAAAUUUUCAUGGAAAAUAUUGAUUCAAUAAAGUUGUCAAAAGCAUUACUGCAAAGAUAUAUUGAACAAAUCAAACCGCCUAACUUUUCCGGAGGCAACCUUAUUAUUGGAUUGGCCUCAAACAUAUGGAAUAUUCUAACACUUAGUCCAAGUUCAUCUACUCAAGGAAAUCAAAGCCCUUUAAGUUCUUUAUCGGUUAGCAUACUAUUGGUAUUGAUAAAUCACUGUACAUCACCACCACCGCCUAAUGGUAAUCCCUACAGAAGCUGCAUUUCAUCGUUGUCGGAUAAUUUAAUCACGGUAUACACAUUUUUGGGAGACAACAACGAUGCACCGUUGAGUGAAGAGAAAACCCUACUUUUAUAUCAUCUGGUACACUGCAAUAACAGUUUCAAGUCAUUUUUGCUGGCACGCACAGAUAUAGAAGUUGUGUUGAUCCCACUUCUAAGGACGAUAUACAACACUCAAAGCAGCAGGUUCCAGCAUAUGUAUAUGGCACUGAUUGUACUGUUAAUCUUAACCGAAGAUCAACUUUUUAACAAAACUGUUCAUAGUAUAAUACUGAAAAGUGUUACUUGGUACCAGGAAAGAGUGGUCUCCGAAAUAUCAUUGGGAGGUCUUAUCAUAUUGGUUACUACUCGAACGGCUCAGUUUAAUCUUUUGAAAAUGAGAGAUAAAUAUCUUCAUAUUAAUUGUUUUGCGGCACUAGCAAAUAUGUCGUCACAGUUUAAUCAGUUACAUCCGUAUGUUUGCCAAAGAAUGUUAAGUCUGUACGAGGUUUUGUCAAAGACAUUUUUACGGUGUCCAAAUCAAGACAUGAGUGCCAUUGAGGAAGCUUUGCGUAUCGUCCUAGAAGUGAUUAACUCUUGUCUGUCCAAUCAGUUGAUUCACAAUCCGAAUUUAGUUUAUGCUUUGCUAUAUCAGCGAAAAGUAUUUGAACCUUUAAAGAGCCAUGAAGCAUUCCACGAUGUCAUUCAAAAUAUUGACAUGGUCAUUACAUUCUUUUCUGCUAAAUUAGAGCGGGAAGAAGAAUUAUUAAAUUCAUCUGACGUGAACACGGUUUUAGCUAGAGUUCAACAUUGGUCUCUUCAGUGGCCCAGAGAUCUUAUGAAGAAAUUCCCAGACCUCAAAUUCAAGUACGUCGAGGAAGAGAAGCCAGAAGAAUUUUUCGGUCCAUACGUUUGGUCAUUGGUUAACAUAUUGUCAGAUAUUAACUUUGAGUCUACUCUUUAUAAGUUAAACUAAAUGACAUUAAUGGUCAUUUUUAAAUCUAAAGCUUUUAAGUUGCUACUAUUAUGUUUUAUUUGUUAACAUAUUGUAUGUGAUAAGAAUGUGUAUCCAAGAAAAAUCUAUAACAUUUAA